UCGUCGUUGCGGAGAGGGACCUCCCGGCGUGCAACGCGACUGCGUUUCCGGUUCCGCUCGUGGUUUCCCUGAGGCGCGCUGUGCCUAGCACUCUCAUUGUACGCUCCCGCCAUGGCGUACCGUGGCCAGGGCCAGAAGGUGCAGAAGGUGAUGGUGCAGCCCAUCAACCUCAUCUUCAGAUAUCUCCAAAAUCGGUCCCGAAUUCAAGUGUGGCUAUAUGAGCAAGUAAAUAUGCGAAUAGAGGGCUGCAUAAUUGGUUUUGAUGAGUAUAUGAAUCUUGUAUUGGAUGAUGCAGAGGAGAUUCACUCUAAAACAAAGUCAAGGAAACAACUUGGCCGGAUCAUGCUAAAAGGAGACAACAUUACUCUACUUCAAAGUGUCUCUAACUAGAAGUAUAUGGUCAGUGAAGUUGGAAGACACUCAGAAGGCAACAAUUUUUUCUUAGUUACACUUGUUGGGCUAAAAUAGUGGUUCACAUUUUUCCAAGCUAUUUUGAUCUUUUAUGGUAUUAUGACAAUAAAUGGGCUGCUGUGGGGUUUGUUACUAUUAAAAAAAAAAAUUGUGCAUUGA
Molecule: messenger RNA, 570 nt
Organism: Antechinus flavipes (yellow-footed antechinus)
Lineage: Eukaryota; Metazoa; Chordata; Mammalia; Dasyuromorphia; Dasyuridae
Gene: SNRPE
Product: small nuclear ribonucleoprotein polypeptide E
Exons: 5
Coding region: 112-390 (92 amino acids)
Biological process (GO): mRNA splicing, via spliceosome; spliceosomal snRNP assembly
Cellular component (GO): U2 snRNP; precatalytic spliceosome; U1 snRNP
Molecular function (GO): RNA binding
Source: RefSeq, a predicted model, not a curated record